UAUAGUGGUAGCUGGGAAAGAGACCUGCCAAAUGUUAGAAGUCAAUUUUCUUAAUGGUAUGGUUUGAGUUUAAGAAGAAUUCAACGUGCAAGAAAAGAAUGGAAUUAUGAUGAAUCAUAAUAUUAGGUAAACACCUACCCCUGAAAAAGCCUAGUUGUUUGUAAUUGUGGUAGAACAAUCAAGACAAACUAAGGUAUGAUGUAACCCUCAUUCCAAAGGCUUCUUAGCGGACCAACGAAUCAAUUCAUUGAUUCCUCUUUGUAGUAUACUCAUGCAUUUAUUUAUUAUUAUUACAAAAAAAAAAAAGAUUCAUAUAUCAUCCACGUUUUCUUUUAUUGACUUUUCAUCACUAAAAGUUGAGGUUUGUCCCAAAUAGUACCUUUGUUUCAUGUCAGGACAGGUAUGCAUGGUGAUGCGGAUUAAUCUAGAUUGCCCUUCUUGUUGCAGGAAAAUGAGAAGAAUCAUUCUCCGAAUGAAAGAAAUAGAGAUGCACCUGAUAGAGAAGCAAGAGAAGAGAGUAAGCAUAGUCGGGCGGUUCGAUCCGGCAGAUAUAGCCAUAAGAAUCAGGAAAAAAAUGAACCGGAGAGUAGAGAUUUUGGACAUUCAAUUACCCGGAAAUGGUGAUGGACAGGCUGAGGAGAUGCAUCAUGCCCCAGAUGGCCCUGAUCACUCCAUUAUGCAACAUGCCUAGGCUUUCAAGGAAAUUCCGUUUCAUGCCAAGUAAUAUAUACUAGUAGUUAAAAUAACACAAUCAGAGAAAGACAUGCUCAUUACAGAUUUGACACUUCUGAUGGAUGGGCAGGUGAACUCUGCACCUUGUACAGCGGAUGCUCUUAUAUUGAAGUAUUCCAAUUGUUUAGCUACAUGUGUUUAGUAAAACUAAUUUGUUGGUUUAUGCUUGUACGGGAGAACUACGGCCCUCUUUGUAUACAAUACCAAAUUAAUGUAUGUUUAUGUACAUAGUGUUGUUGUCUUUUAAACAACUUCAAGUUAGUUCA
Solanum dulcamara is the source of this 998-nucleotide messenger RNA. Its product is annotated as heavy metal-associated isoprenylated plant protein 26-like. Gene Ontology annotation, molecular function: metal ion binding. The record is from RefSeq and is a predicted model, not a curated record. Lineage: Eukaryota; Viridiplantae; Streptophyta; Magnoliopsida; Solanales; Solanaceae. Bases 389 to 691 code for a protein of 100 amino acids. The transcript is spliced from 3 exons.